AUGGAUGCCGGAGCCCCAGGGGCCAGGGGAGGCCCCGCCGGCGAAGUCGACCGCCACCUCCUCGCACUGCCGGACGCCGACUUCCCCUCGCCGAGGAGACAAGCAGGCGUCUUGCAAAGGAACAGCUCCAUGGGAACGUCUGACGGCUCGAUGGUCCUCGACCCGCCCAGCGGCCUCACGCACGCCGCUUCCUACUUCGGUAGCGUCGCCGACGAUGACGAGGCGGCGGGAGAUGACAUUUCUCGCUCGCCCGUUGACUCGCACUACGACGCUCAGGAUGAUGUGGAUAGACUUUCCGACCUCGGAAACUUCAUACAAGGCGGCCUCACAGGUCGAGCCUCGAACCUCUGGAACUACUUCGCGCAGCGGUCGUCCUUCGCCAUUGACAACUUCCUUCAGCAGCACCGACUGCAGCAGCCGUUUGCGGGGCAGGCCGCGUGCCAGGAGGAGCUUCUCACAGAUAGGUCGCCUUCGUCCACCGCUGAAGAACUCAGAGCUCUGAGUUACCCCAAAUACGUUUUUCUCCUUCUCACGAGCUUCUUCUCGACCGACCUCGUCAAGCAGAAACUGUCCCGGAUCACCUUCAUGGAGGCCCUCGAGCACUUUGACCUAUUCAAUGAUCUCUUUUUCUUGAUGCGCGUCGCGUGGGCAAUUCAUCGAGGGAUUCACUGGCGAGAGAACAACAGUGCGAAAUUCGUCAUGGCGUGGCUUGUUGCCACCUACAUCAUUUCGUGCUGCGCGUACAGCCUCCGCCGCUUUCUCAUCUACAACCGCAUCUCUCAAAAGUUCACAUCGCUUUUCCAUCCAUUCCUGGUCUUCAAAGAGAUUCGUCGUGCCGGAGAAGAAUCUCCCGAAGUUCUCUUUAUGUUUGAAAGGCUGUGCUGGACAUACCAGCUCUUGAUGCGAGUAAUUGAGGAUUUGCCGCAAGUCCUCCUUUCCAUUCUUUUCCUCAUAAACCAAGGACGAGAUACAUAUGCCAUGAUCAUGAUUUCAUACAGCAGCACUAUGUUCUUCAUCACAACGAUUCGAAUGGGACUACGAUAUCCUUUUAAGGGCACGCUGUAUCUCCUGCUUUCUUCCGAACCGCCGGUCGAUGAUCCCGUCGCGCUUGAAGCGGCUCCCACGACCUAUUACAUGACUCUUUUCAUGAGUGGAGUUUUCGCUCUCUGGUCCGUCACAUAUCUCUUCACGCUGCGAUACGUCAACAAAGUCUGGCGCGUCUUGAUGAUCAUGCUGGCAGCUGGCUUCGCUCUUCUGAGCCUGUUUUGUCUGCUGCUCUUCGUCUACUAUCGACGCCAGAGCGAAGUAAAUGUUGACGAGGCUUUUCUCGGUGGAGCGUCUCGAGAAGGAGAGAACCAGAACGGACAAGGGCGGUCUUCUUUAGUUUCGGAGAUAUAG
Messenger RNA from Besnoitia besnoiti, 1398 nucleotides. Its product is annotated as insulin-degrading enzyme. The coding region runs from base 1 to 1398 and encodes 465 amino acids. NCBI's taxonomy places the organism in Eukaryota, Apicomplexa, Conoidasida, Eucoccidiorida, Sarcocystidae. The transcript has 12 exons. The record is from RefSeq and is a predicted model, not a curated record.